AAUUCAGUGAGAGUAUUCAUCAUCUGUCAGUGACAUUUUGAUGCGUUGAAGGGCUUUCAGUGUCAUAAUUUGUUUCCUCUCUCAUCUCCGUCUGUGUAUCCUGCAAAUAUAGUAAUCUGGAAGACGAAAAGGAAUGGGAGAACAAUAAAAAAACCUUCCUUGUCAAGCUACAGGCUACAGGCUACAGCAGAGCUUUUGUUGAACAAAAGGGAACCCCCAGCAACCACUGGAUGCAACAACAGCACCUGAUGAGUGGCGGAGGAGGAGGAAGUGGUGGUGGGUAUGAAACCAGCAGAGGAUUGGCAAGGUUCCGGUCGGCUCCGGCUACGUGGUUUGAGAAUCUGCUGCAAGAUGACGAGCCAUUAACACAAAACCAAUGCUUGCCUCAGGUUCCUUUUAGCACUUCAACCACAGCCCCCGUUGGAAACUCUGCAAAUUUCAGUUCAGACGAAGGUGAUGCAGCUUUCUUCGAGACAAGUGUCGCCAACACGGGGUUUGGUUUCCUCACUAGACAAAACAGCUCUCCGGCGGGAUUUCUGGGUCAUCUCACUUCACAACCGAGUAUCGGAUGUGAUGGUUUCAUGACCAACUUUGAUAUUCCAAGCAGCAUGGACUAUCUGUCGUUGCCGGAUUUUCCUUCAAACAAACGGCCGAGGGAUUUGGGUUCUGAGCAAGAAGCUGCGACGCACUUUUCUGCUGAGUUGAAAGGAGAGCAGAGUGUUGGGUUACAGAGUUUUUCUGAUAUGGAGAUGGAGAGGGUCUUUUCAGAUUCUGUUCCUUGCAGGGUUCGAGCUAAGCGUGGCUGCGCAACCCAUCCUCGUAGCAUUGCUGAGAGGGUGCGGAGGACCCGAAUCAGCGAUCGCAUAAGGAAGCUUCAAGAACUGGUGCCAAAUAUGGACAAGCAAACUAAUACUGCAGACAUGUUAGAGGAAGCAGUUGAAUAUGUUAAGUACUUGCAAAAACAGAUUCAGGAACUCUCUGAGUAUCAGAGGAACUGCAAAUGCACGAAUAAAGAUUAAUCGGAAGGUUUGAACAAUGCCUGUCACACAAUUUGUGCUACUCAUCAGACCCAUGAGACUUAAAUGUAUGUGCAUUAUAUUCUUAUUAGCUGACAAUCCAUGAAGAUUGUUAUCAAGCUUGAUCUUCUUAAGGUCAAACAUGCUUUAACCUCUGAUGUACUUAUAAUGUAAAAUAUUUCUACAAUUCCCAAAUUGUCUAACACCAGGACAUCUUUUUUUUUUCUUUUCUUUUUCUUUAUUUUUGGUGAUAAACACCAGAUCUUGUUGUAAAAUCUGUCUAUAAGUUUCCACUUGUAUAUAUAGAGCUUAUUAUUGGAUAAAACUCACUCUCACUUAUUACAUAUUGAGUAGCUAUGAGUCAAUAAAAUAUUCAGUGUGGCAGAAUGCUUUAGA
Molecule: messenger RNA, 1412 nt
Organism: Nelumbo nucifera (sacred lotus)
Lineage: Eukaryota; Viridiplantae; Streptophyta; Magnoliopsida; Proteales; Nelumbonaceae
Gene: FBH1
Product: basic helix-loop-helix (bHLH) DNA-binding superfamily protein
Biological process (GO): regulation of transcription by RNA polymerase II
Cellular component (GO): nucleus
Molecular function (GO): DNA-binding transcription factor activity, RNA polymerase II-specific; protein dimerization activity; RNA polymerase II cis-regulatory region sequence-specific DNA binding
Source: RefSeq, a predicted model, not a curated record